Messenger RNA from Leptopilina heterotoma, 763 nucleotides. RefSeq names its product chromatin complexes subunit BAP18. The transcript is spliced from 4 exons. The coding region runs from base 105 to 617 and encodes 170 amino acids. The record is from RefSeq and is a predicted model, not a curated record. Gene Ontology annotation, cellular component: MLL1 complex; NURF complex. Lineage: Eukaryota; Metazoa; Arthropoda; Insecta; Hymenoptera; Figitidae.
UAUUGAAGUAUUUGAAUAAACCGCCACAGUUGGUAAUCGUUCUCAUAGUGUUACCAACGUCAGCAAAACAAAAAUAAAAAGGAUAAUAAAAAGUUGUUACUAACAUGAAUUCGGCAAGUAAGGUAGGUGAAAUUUUCACCGCAGCCGGUGCGGCAUUUAACAAAUUGGGCGAAUUAACAAUGCAAUUACAUCCAACUACGGAUUCACCAGCCGGUAAAUGGACUGAUGAGGAAAUUGAGAUGCUCCGUCACUCGGUAAAGACAUUUAGUGAAGAAUUAAACAAAAUUAGUGAACACAUCAAAGGAAGAACUGUAUCACAGAUUAGAACUACUUUGAAAAAGAAAGCUUUUGAGGAAGCUGGAGUUCCCAUCAGACAGCAACAAAUUUUACAACAACCUCAACAACAGACUAAUACACCACAGCAGCAGCAACAACAGCAACAACAAGUUCAAAAAGUACAACAGGUUACAGGAAACCAAGGACUGAUGGGAAAAUCAGCUGAGGUUACGCUGAACAUGUUAAACGCAUCGGAAUCUGAAGUCGACGUUGAAGGAUUACCGGAGGAGUGUCAAGUUAAGCUUGAAUUUGAAGGAGCGACGGAGGAAGUUGCUUCCUAAUAUACAGAAUAUAAUAUAUUGUAUCCUUAAUGUUAAUUUAUUAUCUUCGUUUCAAAAUGAAUUUAGAAUCGGAAAUUUUAUAAAAAAAAGUAAGAAACUAAAAAAUUAAGAACUUUUAUUAAAAUAAAAAUUUUUUAAUAAAAUAA